Messenger RNA from Aspergillus melleus, 2076 nucleotides. Its product is annotated as bifunctional terpene synthase/polyprenyl synthetase family protein. The record is from RefSeq and is a predicted model, not a curated record. Gene Ontology annotation, molecular function: prenyltransferase activity. Lineage: Eukaryota; Fungi; Ascomycota; Eurotiomycetes; Eurotiales; Aspergillaceae. Bases 1 to 2076 code for a protein of 691 amino acids. The transcript is spliced from 7 exons. Gene Ontology annotation, biological process: isoprenoid biosynthetic process.
AUGGACGUUGUUGAUUUCGAGUUCCAAUUCUCUAAGCCGGAAGAUGAAUAUACGCCGCCACCAGGAUAUUUUAGCAUCCUUCCAUAUCGUGUGUCGAAAACUGCCGCAGAUAUCAUGAAUACAGCCUGUAACUACCAGCAAGAUUGUAUCUCCGUUUUUACUGGCAAACGUGCAGAAGACCUUAAGGGAAAGGGGGGAACCAGCGCUCGCACACAUGCUGCUGCAUACAUGAUACCCGAAUGCCCACCAGGUCGAGCCAACGAGUUCGCAAAGUUCCUGGAAAUGGCGUUCAACUGGGAUGACAUAUCAGAAUCGCUUCAUGGAGUCGAUUACGAUGAUUUCGAUCUGGAUAUGCAACUGAUGCUUUUGUCAAUCAUCAGAGACGAAGGGUCUGCCGACGUGGAAUAUCAGAUCAACAAAGAAGGAGCUAAGAUUCUAAAGAACCUUGCAUGUGGGCACGAGCACCUGAUUCCCGAAUGGCACUCCGAAGUACGAGGCGUCAAUAAGGCACACAGGGCCUGCAAUUUCGAUAUGACUUUUGAAGACUACAAGUGUCAUCGUCCCCCCUCGUUUGGCGGCAGCAGACUAUUUUCGCUCUCCGUCGCGGUGGCUUACCCUACGCAGCUGACAAAGGAGGAAUUAGCUUCAGUUGAAUACAUCUUCAAGCACGGGUACUUGAGCGCCGCCUUGACCAAUGAUUUGUAUAGUUUCACGAAAGAAUUUGACGAGCAAUUAGCGGCCGGUAAACUGCAAUUCCUACAGAAUGCUGUGGGUAUACUCAUCCGUGGCUACGGGUACAGUGAGGAUGAAGCGAUCCACAUCAUCAAAGAGGAGGUCAAGUGCCAUGAACAUAAAUUCUUAGACGAGUUUCGAGCAUGGUACACCUCGUCUGUCCCCAAGUCGGAAGGCUUGAAGAGGUAUGUAACCUUCGUGCUUCUCUGCUUUGGCGGUAUGUGCCGGUGGAUGUCAGAGAGUACCCGCUACAGCGUGGUUUCUUCGACUACCCGAGAGGAGCGAGAACAGCUCCUCCGUCAAGAUAUUCAGCAUGCCCCGUGGAAGCUGAGCGGAUACGGCCCGCCUCAACAACAAUGCCGGGAUACUAAGACGGACCCAUCCUCUAUUCGACUCUACCACGGUGAGAAGUCGUAUUCAUUGGAGCCCUUUCUUGGGCCUUUUCAAGCGGCAAACACCCAGAAACUCUGCCUUGAACCGUAUGAGUACACGAGGUCCGGGGGCGGCAAAUCCACUUUCCCUCGAUUCAUCGACGCAUUGCAUGUUUGGUUCCCUGCUCCCGCCGAACCUUUACGGGUGGUGAAGACCGUUCUAGUCAAGAUUCUCAACGCUACUCUGAUGAUGGAUGAUAUUCAGGACCGGUCUCUCUUCAGACGUGGGUUUCCAGCUGCGUAUACCGUGUUUGGAAUCAAUCCAGUAAUUAACAGCGCUACUUAUCUCUAUGCCAAUGCCGGGGAGAUGCUGCUUCACCUAGAGGAUAAGCGAUGCGCGCAAGUCUUUUUUGACGAGCUCCACACUUUGGCUCAUGGGCAAGCCCUUGACCUCGAAUGGGAUGAUCUCACCAACUGCCCGACAGUCACCGAAUACAUUACUAUGGUCGAUAACAAAACCGGGGGCUAUUUCCGGAUGUCGGCUCGUUUAGUUCAGGCAACAGUAGGGUCCUGUAAUAUGCCGUCUAGUCUCGCCCACUUCAUCACUUUAUUGGGGCGCUAUUACCAAAUCCGUGAUGAUUACGAGGACCUGAAGCCGACGGAGCACGGUGCACAUUUCGGUGAUGACUUGAGCGACGGCAAAUUCUCGCUUCCCGUAAUUCAUUUCCUUCAGAACGCGCCAUCUGCCAGCAAGGUGCGCCGCGUACUUUUCCACCGCUCGAACAGCUUUGAGCUAACGACCGACUUUAAACUCUGGAUCUUAUCCGAAAUGAGGAUGGCCGGUAGCUUAGCCUAUACAGAACACGUCCUGGAAACGCUGUACAUUGAGCUACGGAGGACGCUGAGCCAGGUAGAGGCGGAGCUGGGCCCGAAUAAACUGAUGAAAGUAUUUCUUCUUGCCCUGAAAGUAUAA